Messenger RNA from Podarcis muralis (Common wall lizard), 6251 nucleotides. It is a transcript of the gene RAB33B, whose product is annotated as RAB33B, member RAS oncogene family. The record is from RefSeq and is a predicted model, not a curated record. NCBI's taxonomy places the organism in Eukaryota, Metazoa, Chordata, Lepidosauria, Squamata, Lacertidae. Gene Ontology annotation, biological process: Rab protein signal transduction. Gene Ontology annotation, molecular function: GTP binding; GTPase activity.
UGAGAACUUUUAUAAGCUAUGAAGUUUGGGAUAAGAAAUCUAAGGCACAGUGUAGAAAAUGGUAAAAAUAAUUUGCUGUACAUCUCUUUAGAGAGAUCAUUACUCUUUCUGUGAUAAGAAAAAAUGUUAAAGGAAAGUAUUGACUUGUCAUUCAUCUAGAGCCUUGCCCUUUUGGCAUAUAUACAUCUCUGAACAAAAGAAGUUUGUCAUAACUUUGUGUUAACUGUACUACAAUAUUUUCAUGGACUAAUAUUUCCAAGAAAAUAAUUUUGCUGUCUGCUACUGAGACACUCUGCUACAUUACAUUCAAACCAAGAGCUGACUAUCACACCUAGUCUGCAAAUAUUCAGUGUUAUCUAUCUGGAAACCUUAGUAUCCUACGUGCUUGUUUUUCUUCCCCUUAACUUAGCCACUUUAUUAUCCAGCAACCCUUCAGGAAAUACUUGCUGUAGUCAUGAUGUUCCAUGGAAACUACUCUAGAAUUAGCCCUAUUGUCUUUCAGGAUGCCACAUUAUUUCUAGAGUGCUUUGCUAAGAGGAGAUGGGCUUGGGUUAAUAAUUUACAUCUUUCUUUUUCCUCUUCCAGUGAUGGUCAAAACUCUCUUAAGUGCUGAGAUCCUACAACACAGAUCACUCAUUUGUGGCUUUUGUUUUUAGCAAGGAUAGUAUGUUUCAUUAUAGUUACAACUGUGUGAUCUUGCAGUGACAUAAAUUUGGGAGGUAGGUAUAUAGUGGGCAUCAUAUACACAUAAAAACACAGUAAUCUGGUCAUUACUAUUUAAGCAGCACACAUGCACACCUUUUGUAGUGCGUCAUUAAAAAAUGAUCAGUGUAACCUAUAGGAAGGCAAAACCAAGGCAGCCCAGAGGCAUAAUAAUCAUGCUGGUCUAUUUGGAAACGCAUUUCACUGAUUUUGGUGGUACUUGCUCCAUUGUAAGCAAGUAUAGGGUAGUGUUAGGUUUUUAAAAAUACAUUGUCCACUUAAGCAGGCAGAGGAGCUGAGCAAGGAGUGCUGCUCCAUUGCACUUUGCACCCCCUGAGAAGCAAAAUUAAUUAUGCAAAAGAAGUGACGAUGGACAAAGUUGCCGGGUUUUUAGAAAAAGGAAUAUGAGGAGUUUGGAGGAGGGUUUCUGCUGAAAAGCACUGGCUCCAGCAGGAAAGUAGAGAACAAUAUGUAAAUAGAAGCUACUGCUCAAAGGCUCAUGUAUUGCUCAGGAUAGCUGAUCUCUGCCAUGAGCUGGAACUGCAGGCAAAAAAUAAGACUCUGUUCCUGCAUCUUUGCUAACUGUAGGAGGGCGUUUCAGCAGGUUGACCUGAAGUUUCCUUUUUGGCAGCUGCCCACCAGUACCGAAAUUCACUCUUCUAUCUACCCAGCUGUUUAAAGGCGCAAGAGCGCGGUCUACUUUUUCACCCUUUUCCAGCAAUUGUGGGAGCAACAGAUCUUGGCUAGGAAGAGCCCUGUCGGUCCAGUGCCCAGCCGGAAGCUGAUGUUCACGGCUUUCCCCACAGCUACUGCCAGAGGCGCUGCAAGUUUUAAAGCUUGGUCUGUGGGGGGGAAUUGGCUUUUCUGGGAACUUUCUGCCCAUCAGUCUCGCCGGGUAACUCCCGCUUGUAUAUCUGGGGACGAGAGAGAGACAGCCAGGGGUGUGAGACGCUCUUGUACUGAGGGAGGAGACUAGCACGAGCUUAGCACUGCCGAACAAUGACAGCCAGAUGGCCGCUGCCGCCCCCAACCCGCCAUUUAAAGACUCGUCGAUAACAUCCCACUUCUCGCGAGCUUUCGUGUUCCCGUCGUCCCUGUUUCCCCCCGCAGAGGCGAGCGGAAACGCCCCCUUCCACGGCUUCGCCUUCUUCGCCUAUCAGGCCCGGCCUAUCCCGCGAAAGGGGCGGAGCUGUUCCUCCUACGUGGCUUAACACGCGUGAAGCGGCAGCGGCUUCCUCAGGUGCGGAAGCGAAGCGGCUUGUCAGGGAGGGGGGGAAAUGAGCGCGCGAGCGAGCGACGGGGGCGCGCGGGCCUUUUUCGCCUCUCCGCCGCGACGCGAAUCCCUCCGCCAGGUUGGGCCUGAGCGACUAAGCCGCGAGUGACUCGACGCAGCGGAAGGCGCCUUCGCGGGCCCGGAGGCGAUGGCGGCGGCCGAUGUGGAGUCAUCGCUGGAGCUGAGCCUGUCGAGCAGCUACGCGGGGCCGGGGACGUUGCCCCCCCCGCGCUCCCGCAUCUUCAAGAUCAUCGUCAUCGGGGACUCGAACGUGGGGAAAACGUGCCUCACUUUCCGCUUUUGCGCGGGCCGCUUCCCGGAGCGCACCGAGGCCACCAUCGGGGUGGAUUUCCGUGAACGCGCCGUCGACAUCGACGGGGAGCGCAUCAAGAUUCAGCUCUGGGACACAGCAGGGCAGGAGCGAUUCAGGAAGAGCAUGGUACAGCACUAUUACAGGAAUGUACACGCAGUCGUUUUUGUAUAUGAUAUGACAAAUAUUGCCAGUUUCCAUAGUUUGCCACUGUGGAUCGAGGAAUGCAAACAACACUUGCUCACCAAUGAUAUACCCCGGAUUUUGGUUGGAAAUAAAUGCGAUCUGAGAAGUGCAAUUCAGGUCCCUACAGACAUGGCUCAGAAAUUUGCUGACACUCAUAGCAUGCCACUGUUUGAAACAUCUGCUAAAAACCCUAAUGACAAUGAUCAUGUGGAAGCCAUAUUUAUGACCCUGGCUCAUAAGCUCAAGAGUCACAAGCCACUCAUGCUUAGUCAGCUACCCGAUAACACAAUUCACCUAGAACCUGCAGUAAAACCCGCCAUGCCAUGUUGGUGUUAGCUCACAGUAUUUUUGUAGUCAUCACUUUGGUCUGUUUGCCAGUGCUUUGAGAGUAUGGUGUUGGUAAUGUUCCAGUUUAGUAGAAAUUACAUUGAAUCUGCUGGGCACUUUAUUGUAUGUCCUCACAUCUGGAUGUGUGCCACUCUUAUCUCUGCACUUUGUUAACUGUGUCAUCUAAAUUACUGAAGAUUUAUGGAAGUUAGAUUUGUGAAGCUUGACUCUGGUCCCAUUGAAGUAGCUUAGUUCUGAGAUAUUUUCUCCACUAAAAUAGAAAUGUGUAGGUUAGGUCAAAUCACUGAUGCCUUUAGCGUUCAAUUUGAGCAGAUCACGGUUCUAUAGAAACCCAAAGAGUAGUAUGACUUGAUAAUUUUAAGUGAAUUACUUUUAGAUAAUUUGGUAAAUUGAUUUGUGAAUUGUACUUCUAUCACAUGUCUUAAUCAUGCAAUGGAAUGAAGGCUUGACUUAAGCACAAGUGUUAAGUCACCUCUUGCCUUCAUCUCAUUACUUUAUCUAAACUCUAGUUUAGUUAAUUAUGAAAGCAAGUGUAGAGCUACGGAGUUUACUUUCUGUGUAAAGUUAUGUUUGAUGGCCCUCAUAGUUUUGUAUUCUUCUUUAUAUGUGAGACAGAAAUGACAUUGGAAAAAUAUCCAGGGUUAUCUUUUGCACAAUAAAAUGAAAUCAUGUGAAUCUCAUGGAACAUUGGAAAUUGCAUUGAAAACUGAAGCUGUAGUGGAUUGUUUAUUUCUGAUGUAACCACAGGAGAUCAGAAAGUAUCCACUCAAUUGUGGCAUUGCUCUGGAGGCGAAGCCAUCAAUAGGAACGCCAGAUCUUGUAGUUCAGAUUCUCCCUAAAUAUUGCAACACUUUUUAAAAAGCUUUAACGCAAUUCUAAAAAUGUAUCAUUUAUAUUCAUAACAUUAUGAUGUAACUUAAGGUGUAUUGCUUGACUUUCAUUAUUAGAAGUGGUUGUAACCUACACAACAUACAAAAUGCCAAAACGUGAGACUUGAUUGGGGUACUUUUAGUACCCCAAUGGAAUACUAUGAAGCAAAUGGCCAAGGUAAAAGUCUUAGGAAUGCAUGGUUUAUCCUACUAAAAACAAACAGUGAACUCAAAUGUAGACUGCAAAUAAUAUAGGGAAAAUCAUAUGCUAUUCUGUGUGGUUGACCAUGUUUUGCUUUUGAAAUAGCAUAAAGUAGGAACAACUGAACUUCAGAAUCUACAAUUUGUAAAAAAAAUAACUACUUGUGUGCCUUAGCUAUGAACAUAUAGAAGGGGUGGUCUAUAUCAUCCCUUAGUAUAAAAAUAAAUACAUAAAAUAUGAAUGAAAGUGGCUGUUUUCCAUAAGUAAUAUUAGCAGCAUGUUUUUAGUAACCAGUUAAGAGGUAUCUUCAAAUCUGUUUGCAGCACAGAGUGUUUAGAGCUGAACUUACAAGAUUUCUUGCUUGAUGAUUUUGCGUAGACAUUUUUGCUAUAAUAACUGCCUCCACCUCUGGGCAGCUCAAGCUAAAGGUGUAAGGGAUAGGUGGGCUUUCCUGUGUUCAUUGUGUAACAUGCACUACUGGCACAAGAGCCCGAUUUAGCCUUCCAGUACUGAGUAAUUGGCAAGUGGCGAAAUCCUGGUGCCUAUCUUCAUCUCCUUGCACAAAUAUAGCUCCAGCCUUGUAUAUCUAUUGUUGCUAAUUAGGACCAUCACCCAUUAAAGAAAUUUGAGCUUUUAUUGACUAAUAAAAUAUUAAAGCUACAAAUAUUGAGGAAGGGAUAAAACAGUUCUGUAGAAAAUGGCAUAAUUUGUGUGAAUGACAGAUAAUGGGGAUUGAUUUUAAAUACGUUUAAUCUUUGUACUCUUGCUCUUCCCUCCACUUGGAAAGCUCAAGCUGCUAACAGUAACGUGUUGUUAGAAUCCUGUUAGCAGUGGCUGCCACCUUCUUAAGUAUUAAAAACAAAUAUUUUACAAAUCAAUCAAUGUUAAUCAACUAGGACAGCAGGAGACAACAUGGUUCCCUCUAGAUGUUGUGGACUGCAACUGCCCUCAGUCCUAGUCAGCUUGGCCAGUGAACAGGGAUGAUGGUACUUGUAGGCCAAAACAUCUGGAGGCUACCACAUUGGCUGUUUCGGAAGUAAGCAUUACAAACCUUAGUAUAAGUGAACCUUCUGUAGGAGUUGAUCUUAACUCUGUUGUUCAGUACCAUAUUGUAACCUUUUUGAUCCUCAUUCUUCAUUUAUUUUACAUGUGUCCUACAUUUCACAUUUCGUGUUAGCUUACAUAUAACUUUUGGUUACAUAAAAAGGGAAGGCAAUGAAAUUCAAGAUACCGUUACAUAUUAUUCUAAGAGAAUGGAGUAUCAGUAUUAUAGGCUAACACUUAAAGAACAAUUUACUUAAUAUUCCAAAUCCAAUUUGCUUAUAUCUACUGUGUGCUGCUUAUUAAAUGUCUUACUAAGUUUUAACCUUUACUGUAAUGUUAUUGAAGGCGGACAUAUUAGUACAAUUACUGUAAAUGUAAUUGCCAAAUACUAGGUGCUAUUCUGUUGUACAUUAGCAGAGUGAAGUAUAAAACACUAGCUUUUAUGUUUAGGAAAAUCUAUUGAUUGCACCUUAAUCAGUAAAAUGCAAGGAACACAAUCCACUUGCAUUGUGGGCCAAAUGUGUGAGAGGAUUGUGUCCAAGUUUAUAUAGGAUUAUUAUUUUUUUGCUUAUAACUAGAAGUGACAGGGUUUUUCUUGUUUAGUUUUUCUACAACACUUGAAAAAGGGAAGUUCUUUUUACUCUGUUUUGUGUCUUUACUUUUGGUUUACGCACUUUCUAGAAACCAUUUAUUUAAUACGAAGACUCCAGUGAUUUUUAAUGAAAAAAUGUUCAUAAAUGUAUAUUUCUAAAAUAUUUCUCAAAUAUAGUUUACACUCCUCUUUAGAGGACUCACCUGUUUACUUCAUUUUCUUAAUCCAUUUAAGUAAAAGAUAGCUUUUAAUGCAAAUGUAAUAAUAAUGUGUGCAUUAAAUCAUAUCCUAAAGAAAGUAAAAAUAAAAACCAGAGUUCUAUAAUCAGAAGGAAGAGGGUGUUGAAGAAUAAAUCAUGUGGACACAACAUAUGGGACAACAUCCCUGUAUUGCUCCCAGGAUAGGUCUGGUAACUAAUGUUGGAUUUCACCCAUAAAUACUGAUGAAAUGGUUACCUAUUUUGAAACUGUUUAAACUGCUACAGUAUAGUAUAGAAUUGUUCUAUCUUAUUAUUGCAAAAUAACAUUGAGCAUUGUCAUCUUAUCAGCACCAGUUACGUUGACAGUAUCUUAAACAGAGUGUUGUUAAUCCAAAAUGCUUCCCCAUUUAAUAAUGCUUUACCUACAAAAUGUCAAUUGUUCUUUCUAAAAGCAAAAGGAAAGAUUUAUUUAAAUUACCACAAGUACGUGCCACUGUCUUAAACUAAUAAAUGCUAGCAAGUAAAA